UGCUUUAGAACAGCUGAUCACUUAAUGAUACAUCGGGCUCCAUCGCUGACUUUUAUUUUUUAUUUUAAAUCUUGAUACUUUCUAAAUCACUUUUCUUUAAAAGAAAAUACAUAAAUGUGGAUUUAACUCAAGAGUCGUCUGUUUACCUGCACCGAGUUUCCCCUUGUCUUGUUUAUGGCCUUGGAUUACUGGCAACAACGUCAAUGUCAAUCUCUCGACGGUAGGCGGGACCUCUAACGCAGCAGCCAAUCAGCGGGCUCCUCUUGAGACGCGCUUUAAAAGCAGAGGAGCGCCUCGGCCGCUGCCAGUAAUAAGGAAACUGAGGACAAGUUAGGACUUACAGAGAGAAGAAGAGGAAUGAAAACAUCUGAAUAAAUCUCUGGACUCCGCUUUGAAUUCAUCUAAAGGUACAAACCGACGACUUGGUACAGUACAGUUCCCAUGUUUUGGAAGUUUUGCUGUUUUUCGUAGCAUUAAUAAAUACAGCGGGACUUUGCGCUGGAGAUUGGCACAUUUGGGACACAGCAGCAUCGUUUGCAGCGCACUCUUGUAUUUGACUGUCGUUUUUUUUUUUUUUUUUUUUUAAAGAAAAAAACACACAAUAUGUCCACAAUAAUGGAACAGCCUUUUUAUGACGACUCGUUUCUCUCUGCUUAUGGCCAUCCAGGCGCUGCCCUGCCAGACUACAAGCUGCUAAAGCAGAAUAUGAACUUGAACUUCUCCGAUUCAUAUCGGAACCCGAGCUUCAAGACACAGCACCUGCGCGCAGACAGUGAUUUCUACCCGGCGGGCACCGCGGACGUGGGCUCGCUGAAGCUCGCUUCGCCUGAACUCGAGCGGCUCAUCAUCCAGAGCAGCAACGGGGUCAUCACUACGCCGACCCCCGCACAGUACCUCUACAACCGCGGCAUCACAGAGGACCAGGAGGUGUUCGCAGAAGGCUUCGUCAAAGCCCUGGACGAUCUGCACAAGAUGAACCAGAUGGCGCCUCCAAACGUCUCCAUCGGCACCGGUGGGCUCUCGUGUCCGGCUCCGGGCGCCGUGUUCGCCCACUCUAUGCAGACGGAACCGCUGGAGUACACGACCCUGAGCAGCUGCACCACGAACCCCAGCCUGGCCUCCACGGCCAGCUACCCGUCCACAACCAUCAGCUACCUGCCGCACCACCAGUACCACCAGCAUCCCCAGGCUGUGGCGCACGGGUCGCACCACUUCCAGCACUCUCUGGCCGGAGCCGGCGUCCACUCGCAGCGCUUCGGGGGCUUGAAGGAGGAGCCCCAAACGGUCCCCGACAUGCAGAGCAGCGACAACAGCUCCCCGCCGAUGUCCCCAAUCGACCUGGAGAACCAGGAGAGGAUCAAGGCGGAGCGCAAGCGGCUGAGGAACCGGCUGGCAGCUUCCAAGUGUCGGAGGCGCAAACUGGAGCGCAUCGCCCGGUUGGAGGACAAGGUGAAGGUGUUGAAAACGGACAACGCCGGACUGUCGAACACGGCCUCUCUGCUGCGGGAACAGGUGGCCCAGCUCAAACAGAAAGUCAUGACUCAUGUGAGCAGUGGCUGCCAGCUCAUGCUAGCGCCGAAAGUGAAGUCUUACUGAAGAAAUUAUGCACUUUUUAAUGAACACUGGACACAAAAACUGCACUGAAAAACAUAAGACUUUAUACGCUGAGUGGAUGAGAACUGAAACGUAUGUGGCUUUAAAAAGGCCAGACAAGAAAUCCUACAAUCAGCCUACAAGAAACACUUAGGGGCAUUUUUGAACGCGUU
Molecule: messenger RNA, 1766 nt
Organism: Xiphophorus couchianus (Monterrey platyfish)
Lineage: Eukaryota; Metazoa; Chordata; Actinopteri; Cyprinodontiformes; Poeciliidae
Product: transcription factor jun-B-like
Exons: 1
Coding region: 604-1596 (330 amino acids)
Biological process (GO): regulation of cell cycle; regulation of cell population proliferation; regulation of transcription by RNA polymerase II
Cellular component (GO): transcription regulator complex
Molecular function (GO): DNA-binding transcription factor activity, RNA polymerase II-specific; transcription factor binding; RNA polymerase II cis-regulatory region sequence-specific DNA binding
Source: RefSeq, a predicted model, not a curated record